Messenger RNA from Sparassis crispa, 1659 nucleotides. RefSeq names its product WD40 repeat-like protein. Gene Ontology annotation, molecular function: protein binding. Gene Ontology annotation, cellular component: cytoplasm; Cul4-RING E3 ubiquitin ligase complex. Bases 1 to 1659 code for a protein of 552 amino acids. Gene Ontology annotation, biological process: negative regulation of fatty acid biosynthetic process. NCBI's taxonomy places the organism in Eukaryota, Fungi, Basidiomycota, Agaricomycetes, Polyporales, Sparassidaceae. The record is from RefSeq and is a predicted model, not a curated record. The transcript is spliced from 10 exons.
AUGGAUCCGGCCAGUAGGCGUGCACCGUCUUUAGCAAGCUCACUUCCCUCUGCGACGCUUUCAAGUCAGCAAAAAUCGUGGCUGCUGUCCGCGUCUCUUUGUCACACUUUGGAUAGGGUGAAUGUAUUGGGAGACACUACAAGUGGACACACCGGGUGUGUUAAUGCGCUUUCCUGGGCAAAUAACGGAGAGCUUUUGAUAAGUGGAGGGGACGACACUACUGUACGUCUAUGGCGCAUAGAUCCAAGCGAUUCGUCCAGGGAGUACCCCUUUGUUUGCAAUGCCGUUAUUCACACAGGCCAUCGCGCCAACAUUUUUAAUGCACAAAUGCUUCCUAACUCCUCUCGAAUAGCGACUGUGGCUGGUGAUGGACAAGUGCGGAUAUCUGACGCUGGGUCCGCGGUAGGGCAACCCAGCCUCGGCAACGAAACAGAACUUACCACCCGUCAAGCUAAUAUCCGCAUUUUGCGAUGUCACAGUGGUCGAGUGAAGCGCAUCGUGACUGAGGAGAGCCCGGAUUUAUUUCUGACUGUUUCAGAGGACGGGACGGUUCGCCAGCAUGACCUGCGAGUGUCGCAUGGCUGUCAGUCCGGUUCAUGUCCGACGCCGUUGGUCAGACUUGACCAUGAACUCAGUACACUAGCUUUGUCUCCUCUCACACCCUAUCAAUUCAUAGUUGCAGGAGAGUCCCCAUUUGGAUACCUGUUUGAUAGGCGCCAUGCAGGUCGAUUCCUUGAAGAAGAGUGGGGUAUGGUCCCCAACUCUGACAACGUCACCACAUGCGUUAGACGUUUUGGGAGGGCUGCACAUGGACCGGCUGAAAGAAGAGGCCAUGAACAUAUUACAGGUGCAAAAAUGGCGAGUAGCAAUGGACACGAGGUUCUCCUGUCUUACAGCGGCGAUGCGGUCUACCUGUAUUCCACUCGAGAUGAACCGCAUUCGUCGUCCAAGUCUGGACACGACUCUAUUGUUUCGCCCAACACAAAUGCAAAUCCAGCUCAGAACCCAUCGACCAUCAUCGGUGAGCGGCAUGAGGCUGUCUUGGGCCCCGAUACGGAUGUCCGGAUGGAAGAAGAUAUAGAGCAGCUAUUGACGGAGCAUGGUCUCAUACCUGAUGCGCCUUCAUCGCCAUUAACCGGUCCUGGAGAAGACCAGGAAGACGGAAGCGACGAUGAGGACGAUGUGGCCUACCCAGCAGAUGAGGUGUUCUCAAAUGUACCUAUCAUCCUCCCGCGAGCCCGCUUUGCUGGUGCAUGCAACGUAGAAACUGUGAAAGAUGUGAAUUUUCUAGGUCCUCGGGAUGACUUUGUAACCUCCGGUUCAGAUGAUGGAAAUUUCUUCGUAUGGUGCAAAAGCACAGGAAAAAUCCACGACAUCCUAGAAGGCGACGGCAGUGUUGUGAACGUGGUCGAGGGUCAUCCCUACCUUCCGUUACUUGCAGUGAGUGGGAUUGACACAACCGUGAAGUUGUUCGCCCCCGCACAUGGUCGUAGUGCUUUUUCCCGCAUGGAAAAGCACGACGAUAUUGUUCGACGCAACACCGAAGCCUCAUCGAGACGAUUGGACCUCUCCAGUCUAUUCCUACAGUACGCAAUUGCCCGCAGAGUUGCAGAAGGCAACACUGGGAACGAAAAUGCGACCCAGUGCACAUAUCAAUGA